GCAAGAUUCUAUGUUUACACUGACUACUCUCUCAAUCCUUGGUUUGGCUUCAAUGGGAAAAUUGCAUGUUUUAGUAUUCGUCAACUCCCUUAGAGAUAAGGCUCUCUCUCUCUCACACACACACACCUAACUCUUGCAUUUAGUGCAUGGAAUAAACUAUAAUAUUUUUGUAAUUUUCUGCACAUUUGCGCAAUACAGUGGUCUUUAACAGCCUUUUUCAUCCAUAAUUAUACGUGAGCAACUCUUUAUUCAUAUCAAGAAAAAGAUCCUCUCUCUCUCUCUGUCAGAGUUUGUGUGUGAAGAUGGAAAAGGAAGAAUACAAGUUGGAGGAGCAGGUUGAGGUGGAGGAGCAAGAAGCUGAGGAAACAACUCCAUUGGUCAGGAAUUCAAGAAAUGGAGAUGACAGCAAGAUCAUUCCAAAAUAUGGUUUUGAAAUUAAUGGUGGAGUGAGUAAUGGAGUCUCUCAAAAUGAAAAUGAAGAGCUAAUAAUUCCUGCAGAAAACCAGAAAAUGGAGGAGAUUGAUUGGGUUCUUGAAAAUGAAGCCAUUAAUGGAGGAGAGGAGAGUGAAAAAAAGGUUCUUGAAAAUGGAGCAGAAGCCAUUAAUGGGGGCAAAAAUUCAAAGGAAAAUCAUGUUUUCCAUGACAAAACUGAAGGAGUGUGGAAGUGUCGAAUCUGCACUUGGAAGUAUGGCAAUGGAAGUGUCUGUGUUGAUGGUUUAAUUGUUAAUCCUAUACCUACGUAUAUUCAUAAGACGCUAAUUGUGGAGGAUCCUGCACAUACAAAACACGAUGUCCCAUCACUUGUUCCUGUAAUUCAGUUCAAUGGUGCUUCGGUCAUAAACAAUCAACACGGGGAAGAGGGCAAGGAGGAUGGCUUUUCGAGCUCAGAUGGUUUGCCUUCUGACAGUUCAUCUCAAGAAGGUUUGGUUGCAGGUGUUGAUUCCACAUAUGCAUACAUUAUAAGGGAGCCAGUCUUGAAAGGACCUGCGAUAUUCGACAUCUCGUCUCUUGAUCCCGUCAUUCAGUUGAAUGGUGCUUCUGUCAUAAACAAUCAACACGAGGAAGAGGACAAGGAGAAUGGCGUUUCAAGUUCAGAUUUUCUGUCUUCAGACAGUUCAUCUCAAGAAGAUUUGGUUGCAGGUGUUGAUUCAACAUCUACAUAUAUUAUAAGGGAGCCAGUCUUGAAAGGACCUGCAAUAUGCACUGUCUCGUCUCUUGAUCCCGUCAUUCAGUUCAAUGGUGCUUCGGUCAUAAACAAUCAACACGAGGAAGAGGACAAGGACAAUGGCGUUUCGAGUUCAGAUGCUCUGUCUUCAGACAAUUCAUCUCAAGAAGAUUUGGUUGAAGGUACUAUAAGGGAGCCAAUCUUGAAAGGACCUGCAAAAUACGACGUUUCGUCUCUUGAUCCCGUCAUUCAGUUCAAUGGUGCUUCGGUCAUAAACAAUCAACACGAGGACGAGGACGAGGACAAGGAGAAUGGCGUUUCGAGUUCAGAUGUCAUGUCUUCAGACAGUUCAUCUCAAGAAUAUUUGGUUGAAAGUGUAAAUUCUACGCCUACAUAUAUUAUAAGGGAGCCAAUCUUGAAAGGGCCUGGAAAAUACAUCCUCCCGUCUCUUGAUCCGGCUGUUGAGUUCAAUGGAGCUUCCGAAAUAAGCAAUCAAUACGAGGAGGAGAUUGAGAAGAACAGAAUCUCUGAAACGAUUGACGGGCCUUCCAAAGAGAUCGAGAGUGAAGAAACUGAGCUGAUAAACGAGGAUGAUCUGGAAAUAACAGAGUUAGACGUUGAAAGAGUCAUUCGGAAGCAGACCACACAUGAUCUCUACUGUCCCAACUGCAAGUCUUGCAUUACAAAGAGGGUUAUUCUUAGCAAACGAAAGCGCAGAAGAAAGAUUCCCGAUGAGGAGGUGAAGCGUCCCAAAACAGAAACUGCAGCUGUAGGGACUGUUUCGUCCGAGGAUCAAGUUCAUCAGGAAGGUGAAGUUGGUAACGACGAUGCUCAAACACAACCAAUCGAUGAAGAUGACCGUGACAGAGGCCCGGCUAUAUUUCGUUGCUUAUCGUGCUUCAGCAUUUUCAUUCCAACUGGGGACGGAUUCCGAUUGUUUGGUGGCAGAAGUGGGAAAGAAAAUGUACGUGAUGGACAAGCACCGGAUGUAAAGAAGAGCUGGUUCGACAUAUUUAAACCGAAUAGGCAGAAAACACCGGUUGGGGAAGGAAUUAGUUCUGAGACGAACGUGCAACAAGUCAGCUCAGCCAUUCCAUCGUCCAGCCCUGCUCGUGUAAGUGGCCAGCCAUUAGUUUUACAAGAUACGGCCCCACCUGCCCGUGCUCCUGCACAACUCGAGGGAACUACAGCAGAUGAAAUCCAAGAUCUAAAACUCCCCUUGUUAGUAGUUGAGUCGAAUGCCGUGUUUCCCGCGGAUCAGCAAAUGGAAUCAAAACCUAGCCGGGAAGUUCAGACAAUUCUAGGCAACGGCGUUGUCCAGCUCCCACAACCAUCAGUGUCAGCAGCUGUAGAUGCAGAUGGCACAUUGAUCUCAUUAUCUAUUCCUCACAACGAACAAGAAGUUAGAGCGACUAUCGUGACCACAUCUGUUCUCGACAGCAUAAAUGUCGAUUCAAGAAGCAGUGAUAUCGGAAAUAGUUCCGAAACAAACGCGCAACAAGUCAGCUUAGCCAUUCCAUCGUCCAGUCCUGCUCGUGUAAGUGGCCAACCAUUAGUUUUACAAGAUACGGCCCCACCUGCUCGUGCUCCUGCACGACUCAAGGGAACUACAGUGGAAACUGCUGCACACGAAGAUCUAAAAAUCCCCUUGUUAGAUAAGUCGGAUGCUGUGUUAGCCGCGGAUCAGCAAACGGAACCAAAACCUAUCCAAGAAGUUCAGACCAUUCAAGACAACGACAUUGUCCAGCUCCCACAACCAUCAGUAGACGCGGAUAGCACAAUGAUCUCAGUAUCUAUUCCUUGCAACGAACAAGAUGUUAGAGCCACUAUCAUGACUACAUCUAUUCUAGACAACAGAAAUGUCGAUUCCAGCAGUGACACCGGUGAGGUCUACCCUGCUGAAGUGCCUCAGAAGGUGACAACUACAACGACGGUCGACUUCAGACACGACAAGCCACUCAGAACUAGUAUCAUUUCCGAAAUAGGAGAUGCACCAUCUCCACAAGGUGUAGGCAAUGAUACCAGGAUAACUAUCAUAGAUACACAUCCAGUAGCGACUAUAACGCCUUCGACAGUUUCCCAGUCGGGAACUCAAACUAGUAUUGCUGAAAGGGAAGGAAUCGGAGCGAGAGAAGAACGCAAAGUUGAAGUGAUCAAAAGCAUAGUUUACGGUGGGCUAGCAGAGACCAUGACUAGCCUUAGCGUUGUGUCAUCAGCCGCUGGCGGUGGUGCGUCCACAUUGAAUGUGUUAACUCUGGGAGCUGCAAAUUUGAUUGGAGGUCUUUUCAUCAUUGCUCACAAUUUGUGGGACUUAAAAUGCGACCGCGCUGAGGAGCAGCUCUCGAACCAAGUGACCGAGCAGGCGGAUCGUUACAGACAGCUCCUGGGCCGGAGACAGAAUUUUGCGUUUCACGCCUUUGUUGCCAUAGUAGCGUACAUCGUGUUCGGCUUGGUGCCUCCUGUCGUGUACGGCUUCUCGUUCCGCGAGUCAGACGACAAACAGCUGAAGCUAUUGAUGGUGGCAGCAGCUUCCUUUGUGUGCAUACUUGUGCUGACAUUGGGAAAGGCCUAUGUGCAGAGGCCCCCGAAGCCUUACUUGAAAACAGUCACGACCUUCUUGAUUAUUGGGAUAUCUGCCUCGGGCGUGUCGUACGCUGCCGGAGGAUUAGUCGAGCGUCUGCUGGAGAAGCUCGGUUUGUUCGAGUCGAGCUCGGUUGCUCCUAACUUGCUUGUGCCGGAAAUGAGACCAGUUGGUUCGGGAUGGGCCUCUUACUGAGUGCUCUCUCUCUCUCUCGUUAUAUGUUCAAUUGAAUGUGGCGAUUUUGUUGGAAAUAAAACUAGCAUUGCUAGUCUUUUUUCAUCUUGUACUUGAUCAUAUUUCUCAUAAAGAGUCUCAUAACUCUAUAAAUUCUUAACCUUUCACUAAAUUCUGAUUUUGCUCACCAACUUUAA
Molecule: messenger RNA, 4117 nt
Organism: Salvia hispanica
Lineage: Eukaryota; Viridiplantae; Streptophyta; Magnoliopsida; Lamiales; Lamiaceae
Source: RefSeq, a predicted model, not a curated record